ACACCCUUUUUGAACUUCAGUAUUAACACAAAGAUGAUGAAGCCAUACACAUACUUCAUUUUUAUGCUUUCUUGUUCACUAAUCAUUUCUUUGCUGGUUGCUGCUGAAGCACAAAAUGGGCCCAUAGCCGUUGAAAAUUGGUUCUCCAAACUUCCUAAUGCAAAGGAAAAGUUGACCAAACUUCACUUCUACUUCCACGACAUUGUGAGUGGCAAGAAGCCCACCGCCGUUCCGGUGGCUCGGGCCAACUCCACCUUCGCCUCGCCCACCUACUUCGGGCUGGUCUCGGUUAUAGACAACCCACUCACGGCUGGGCCGCGUCCCAAGUCCCAGAUUGUGGGUCGAGCCCAAGGGAUCACCGGCUACUCCUCCUUCAAGGAGUUGUCCCUACUUAUGACUCUAAAUCUCGUGUUUACCUCAGGUGAGUACAAUGGAAGCACGCUUACUGUUGUUGGCUAUAACCCAUUUACUCAGCAAUAUCGUGAGAUGCCGAUAGUCGGUGGCUCUGGUGUUUUCCGGCUGGCACGAGGCCUCGCCACCGCCCAAACCGCUAAGUUUAAUCGGAGAACGGGGAAUGCGGUGGUUGAGUACAAUGUCAUGGUGCUUCAUUAUUGAUGUCCCACUCCUCAUUUCUUCCUUGUUGCUUUCUUUUUCUUUUGUUUUCUUCUUUUUUUUUUGAGUGAACUCAUACUUAUUUACAGUGAUUUCAAAUAAUUGCCUGCUUUAUGUGAUGCAGCUUUUGGAGAAAUAAAUGGAAGUGAAGCAUAUUUGUUAAAAUUA
This is a messenger RNA of Sesamum indicum (sesame), 780 nucleotides long. NCBI's taxonomy places the organism in Eukaryota, Viridiplantae, Streptophyta, Magnoliopsida, Lamiales, Pedaliaceae. The record is from RefSeq and is a predicted model, not a curated record.